Molecule: messenger RNA, 1146 nt
Organism: Alnus glutinosa
Lineage: Eukaryota; Viridiplantae; Streptophyta; Magnoliopsida; Fagales; Betulaceae
Exons: 7
Coding region: 101-673 (190 amino acids)
Source: RefSeq, a predicted model, not a curated record
UAAAGUUUCGUGAGGCUGGGUUUUUAGCGAGAAAAGAAGGCGUGCUCGACAAAGGCAUAGCCAUUCGAGAAGAGAAGAGGCUCUGGCUGGGACUCCAAAAAUGUCGGUGUCUUCUACGGCCACUCCGCAGUUGCAGAGCUCUGGAAUGCUCUCCAGCGAGCAGUUUCUCCAUCUCUUCGACCGCUUCGCAUUCCUCGCUUCCCAGCCAGAUGUGAAGAAAAGGAUUGCGGACGCUGUUAAGGAUAAGCAUGAAGCUGUCGCUGUAACCACUGCAAUCCAAGAAGAGAUAUUUCUUGAGAUGGGAGUUGAUCCAAGGUUUGGUUUAUCAUGCCUGGGGAAAGUGAAUAUGGUUUAUGAGAAUGAUCAGGAUUUCAUGAUUCGCUUUUAUAAAUUUAUUGCAAGGGAAGAGAUGGCCUGUGAUGAAGCUGAGCUUGGACCAGAUGAAUUUACUGAAAGAAUGCGUAAUCAACAAAUACUACAGGAACAGCAACUGGAGAUGCUAAAGCACAUGCAGAAAUUUCACUUGGAUGACCAAUCUGCAAUUCUUGAGAAGUUGCGCAAGCAGAUGGAAAAUGCCAAUUAUGAGGAUGGGGCAUCGGUUUUGUCACCUGAACAGAUUCAGGAGAUUGUUCAAAGGAGGGUAUCGCCUUUAUUUAGGCCCCAGCAGACAUGACAUGGUUAAUGGAAGCAGGAAGUGUGCUGAAAGAAGUUUUGAUAAAGCCCCAAGGGAAGUGGGCGGUAGUCUCGUAGAUAGUAGAAAGCGGAAAUCAACUGCUGCAUGCGAAUAUUGGGAACCUGUUUUUGGCCUGUUGUAUGAGGCUUUCUCAGGAGUAAACAUUUUCUCCAGCUUCUUCUAUGACAGGAGAAAGACCCACCUGGCUUUUGUGAUUUUUCAUAUGAUCUCAUAAAUAUUGAUAAUGAGUUCCUUAAUUUAUGAGUACUUUGUUAGAAAAUGCUGCUACUAGAAUCAGGUAAUUGGUAGACUCAAAGUGGGAUGUAAAGGAUCGGGAUUCCUUAUAAUUAGUUGUUUGAAUUGUAUGCAAUUUGUUGGGUUGUUUUAUAGAGAGGAGGGUUGUGGGGCUCAGCUUUUUUAGGUUGGUGGGUUUAACAACUCCCUCUCUGUGGGAUUGCCUAAAUUGUACACAA